AUGUCUCUAAGAAUGCGAGACUAUCGUGUUGUCGCUGCUCGAAACCAGACCGAGAGAAAUAACAAGAUUCCUCCACAGUGGCUGAUCGACUCAGCGCUACGCAAUGCCACGAGCGUUCUACAUUUUCCCGUCACCUACGGCGUUCUGAAUGAUGUCGAACGCGACAUCACCUCAAAGUUCGAUGCCACGACGCUUCUCAAGAAGCUCAAGGAGGGAACCUGGUCUGCUGAGCAAGUCACUACAGCCUUUUGCAAGAGGGCUGCUAUUGCUCAACAGCUAGUCAGUCACCUGGCUGGGCUUCCUGGGAUGGUUACUAACCUUCUGAACUUCGACAUCCCUGGCCAUGACUCUUCGACUGGAUUGGCCUGCUACGUUGGAGAGCCUGCAGAAGAGAACAGCUCUCUUACUGCCAUGCUACUCGACCUAGGCGCUGUUAUUUACUGCAAGACAAACGUUUCACAAUUGACCAUACCUGCCGAUAGCGACAACAACGUCUUUGGCAAGACACUAAACCCUCGCAACCCUACCUUGACUGCUGGUGGCAGCACCGGCGGCGAAGGCGUCCUCAUUACCCUACGCGGGAGUAUACUCGACGUCGGUACUGACAUUGGUGGGAGCAUACGUGUUACAGCACUUUGCAACGGUAUCUACGGCUUCAGAAUAAGUGUUGGACUGAUACCUCACGAUGGAGUUCGCAACCUUACAGUACCAGGUGCUGACGGAGUACGCUCUUCCGUAGGGCCUACGGCAACCUCAAUCCGGGAUUGCGCGCUGUUUUUGAGGACUGUCAUGGAGUCAGAGACAUGGAGAUACGACAGUACAAUCAUCUCGCUGCCAUGGCGGAAUCUACCAGUCAAAAAGAAGCUCUGCAUUGGCCUGGUUGAGGACGAUGGCGUCUAUACGCCGUCACCACCUGUUCGACGUGGCCUCAAGAAGGCUGCUGACCUUCUUCGUAACAACAGUGAAAUUGAGCUUGUUCCUAUCACUUUGCCAAACACCAAGGAAUACUACAAUGCUCUACUCCGCACUAUCGCGAACAGCUCGCCAGGACUGGAGAGCCAGAGGUACCCUCACUGA
This is a messenger RNA of Alternaria arborescens, 1077 nucleotides long. RefSeq lists its product as hypothetical. Lineage: Eukaryota; Fungi; Ascomycota; Dothideomycetes; Pleosporales; Pleosporaceae. The transcript has 3 exons. The record is from RefSeq and is a predicted model, not a curated record. The coding region runs from base 1 to 1077 and encodes 358 amino acids.